GUAAAAAUGCCUAAAACUUCCCUAAUUGAGGGCCAUUAUCUACAAUCUCUUUAAAUAGCUGUAAACCUUUUGGCCUUUAUUUAUUGCAAUAGUGCUAAUCUGCUUUAUUAGUGAUUAACUUGGUAACUGUAGUACAUUAACAUUGUCACAUAGUGACUUGCAUGUCCUUGUUUUUUACACUGUUGUAUUGUGUUCUAAAAUUUUAUUUCGUGUAAUCUCGGCUAAAUUGAAUAGAGGGCUUGCCCUCGAUUGUAUCUCCGAAAACUAAAUAAAGGUUGAUGAUAUGAGGGGAGUUAACCAAGGAAAACUUACAACUGAUCGUGCAAACGAGCAGUUGUUUCAAACACCCGUACGAAAGAUUUAAAAGUUAGAGGUUUCCUUAUCUCCAUUUUGUGCAGAUACUGUAAUUUGGUCAAAUUACUUAUCAAUGUUAAAAAUGAAAGUGGUGUUUGCAGUGUGGGUGAGACCAAACUAAGGUUUAUAUAUAAAUUAAUACAUGCAACAUCCUACUUUUCCGAUGUUAUUGAUACCAUCAGCCGGAACCUUAACGUGUCCAUGUCGCGCUCUUACCGUACAAUUUAACAAGUUACACUUGUCACUUCCGGCGCUUGUUUGGCUGGUUUGAAAUGAGAACGUUCGCCGUAUAAAGCAUAAUUUUAAUGCUUUAAUGGCAGGUUUAUUAAAUGUGGAUACACGCUGGGAGACAAGACGAGUCCUAUAGAGUGUACUACUGGAUCAACUUAACUCUUGCUACCGUACUAUGUUCAAAAAGAUGACUGAAUUUGGUCCAGAUUCCGGGGGACGAGUUAAGGGAAUAACCAUUGUGAAGCCCAUUGUGUUUGGGAACGUUGCCCGUUACUUUGGAAAAAAGAGAGAGGAGGAUGGACACACACAUCAGUGGUCUGUCUAUGUGAAGCCUUACAGAAAUGAGGAUAUGUCUGCUUAUGUGAAAAAGAUCCAGUUUAAGCUACAUGAGAGCUAUGGUAACCCACUGAGAGUGGUGACUAAGCCUCCAUAUGAGAUUACAGAGACGGGCUGGGGGGAGUUUGAAAUCAUCAUCAAGAUCUUCUUCAUUGACCCCAAUGAGAGACCUGUGACUUUGUACCAUCUGUUGAAGCUGUUCCAGUCAGACUCCAGUGCCAUGCCUAAGAAGACCGUUGUCUCUGAAUUCUAUGAUGAAAUGAUCUUCCAGGAUCCUACAGCCAUGAUGCAGCAGCUACUGACCACGUCGAGACAACUCACCCUUGGAGCAUACAAGCAUGAGACAGAAUUCGGUGAGCUGGAGCAGAGGACCAAGGAAAAAAUGGAAGCAGCAAAGAAGAGAACCAGCCAGGAAAUCACAGAGCUGAAAGAUAAACUAAAAGCCAGCAGAGAAAACAUCAACCACCUAAAGGCAGAAAUCCGGAAACUGGAGGAGGACGGAGACCACAAGGACCACUGAGAAAUGAGCAAACACAGACAGAAGUGAUUUAAAAAAACAAACAGGCAUUGUUGUGACAUAUUUUGAUUACACUUUUUUGUUAUUUAGUGUGUGUGUGUGUGUUUUUUUUUUUACAUGAUCUCUUAACAUCACAUAGCUCAGAGAAGACAUAAAAUGAUUUCCCCAUAAAAUAUUUACUACUGCAGCACUGAAAAAAAUGACAUCUUGCUUGUGGCUGAAACAUGGAUUUUGUGAUUGCUUCUUUUUAGACCUGUCAUUGUUUUCUUUUCUACCCAAACAUUACUGGAUCAGCUGGUUGUAAGGUAGAAUGACGACAUGUAAUUUUGUUAUACAUGUUUUUGCAAUAUUAAUCUUGUCCAAUCCUCUUGAUGUAAUUGAUCCCUGUGAAGUGAGCCUGAGCAGAGGUCUAAUCACCCAAAAUUAAGCAUCCCCAUAGUAUUCACACCUACCUGAUGAGAUGUCCACAUUUGUGUAAACAGUUUUGAAUGUGAAUAGCUCAUUUGUUUUUUACUGAGCUUUCGGUUUUCUAUAUAAAGUAAAUGUCUUACAGGAUUGCUUGUAUAUGUUUUUUUUUCUGUUGUAACCAUUUGGGUGAAGUCUUUUGAAAAACUGUUAAAAAGAGAACUUGUCACCAAAACUGAGCACCUGCUUGACCCAUUACGGUUUGCGUAUAGGACUGGGCGAGGGGCAGAAAAUGCUAUCACCACUCUGCUAAACCUUGUUUUUAAACAUCUUGAAGGCAGCAAAACCCACGCCAAGCUGCUAUUUGUGGAUUUCUCGUCUGCUUUUAAUACAAUACAAUCCAACCCCACAUUUGAAUCUAAAAGCUCAUUAAGAACUUUGGUUUGGAUUUAAAUGUUAUGGGCUGGAUCCUCUCUUUUUUUUUUUAACUAACAGAAGUCAGAGAGUGAGGGUGAAUGGAUGCAUGUCAGGAGAAUUAAGUUCAACUACAGGGUUCCCUCAGGGCUGCGUCCUUUCUCCACUACUCUAUAUUCUGGAAAAUAAUGACUGCUGCAGCCGUUGUGACACAAGAUUCAUUUUAAAGUUUGCAGAUGACUCUGUCAUAGUCAGUCUUCUUCAUGCUUGUGAAAACAGCCACGGUCCUGUUGAUGAGUUUGUACAGUGGUGUGACAGCAAGUACCUGGGGAAUUGUAUUGAUGACAUGCUGAAUUUUAAUUAUAACUCUUGAGAUGCUGUGUAAGAAGGGUCAGCCACGUUUGUUCUGCCUCCGGAAGUUAUCUCAGUUUCAUGUUGAUAAGACCCUCAUGAUUCCAUUUUACAGAUGUUAUAUCGAGUCCGUUUGAACCUUUUCUUUAAUCUGUUGGUGCAGGAACCUCGGCAACACCCACCCUCUUUACUCUGAAUUUCAAAUGAUGUCUUCUGGCUCUAGGUUCAGAUUCCCCGUGAUUAAGGUGUCAGGUACAAGCAUUCCUUCAUCCCCACAGCCAUCUCACUUGUGAACUCAGGCCCGGGGGAGGAGGUAAUAACUCAUAACUCACUUGGCAAAAUGUGUAGUUUAGUUAGCGAUAUGAUGUGGUUGGUGAUGAUGAUGAUGAUGAUGAUGAUGAUGAUUAUGAUAAUGAUGUCUAUGAUGCUGAUGUGGUCAGUUUGUGUUAUGAUGGAAGAGAUGUUGAUCAUGUAUUCAACAUGCCUGGUCACUUUGCACUUUAUUGUGGGUAUUUGUAGCUUUUUCGUCAUUCUGCCGCAUUUUUAGAUGUUAUUGAUACUAUGCUUUCUACACAAGUCUGUCGCCAGUGACUAUUGUUGGUCUUCCAGCCCACUGGUAUUCAGGUCACCCCCAUCUCCUUCUGUAUUGUAUGACUAUGUUGUUUUUCAUGUAUUGUAUACCUUGCUGCAAAAUCAGUUGUCCUCCGGGGAUAAAAUAAAGUUGAAAGUUGGGUU
Molecule: messenger RNA, 3343 nt
Organism: Perca fluviatilis (European perch)
Lineage: Eukaryota; Metazoa; Chordata; Actinopteri; Perciformes; Percidae
Gene: yeats4
Product: YEATS domain containing 4
Exons: 7
Coding region: 761-1441 (226 amino acids)
Biological process (GO): regulation of DNA-templated transcription
Source: RefSeq, a predicted model, not a curated record